Messenger RNA from Exophiala oligosperma, 1053 nucleotides. RefSeq lists its product as uncharacterized. The transcript is spliced from 3 exons. Lineage: Eukaryota; Fungi; Ascomycota; Eurotiomycetes; Chaetothyriales; Herpotrichiellaceae. The record is from RefSeq and is a predicted model, not a curated record. The coding region runs from base 234 to 959 and encodes 241 amino acids.
GUCAACCACGACGCCUGAGUCGUCGACAGCCAGCCGAUCUUCUGCGAGCCAAGCUGACCGUGACUUGCUUAGCUUUCUUUGUUUGAAGGCUAUUCCCGUUCACCAACGCAUCGUGACAUAAAGUUCCCAAUCCCUUUGUUACUGUUCCAAACGCCAUCUUAUAUCUUUACAACGGACCCUCGUUUUGCACCGUGCGCUUCUUCCAUCCUAUCUCAAACCCCAUCGCUUGCACCAUGACUUCCUACGCUGCGAAGCUUGUAGCCAGAAGGUUCUUCAAAGAAAAUGUCGCCAAUUCGCAGGGCCAGGAGGAUCCAUACUUCGAGACAAUCCCGGCAACCAGACUCGGUGGACUGUACAAGACCACCAAGAAGCGAAAGCGUGCGCUUCCACCUGGUUUGACUUCACAAGAGGAGAAGAUCCUCACCAAAGCCAAAAGAAGAGCGUACCGCGUCGACCUUUCGCUCGGCAAUUUUUGCGGAACUAGAUUUGGUUGGGGAGCAGUGAUCGGGAUAAUUCCAGCAAUCGGUGAUUUCGCCGACCUUUUGUUGGCCUUCAUGGUCUACCGUACCUGCUGCUCGGUUGAGCCCGAGUUGCCCUCCUCGGUCAAAGCACACAUGAGAUUCAAUAUGGCCCUUGACUUCGCAAUCGGUCUGAUCCCUUUUAUUGGAGAUAUUGCAGAUGCCGUGUAUAAGUGCAACACCAGGAAUGUGGUUUUGCUGGAGAAAGUUCUGCGCGACCGCGGUGCUAAGAGGAUUAAGGGUACUCCGCAAGCCAAUGCUGCGGACCCGAGCUUGCCAGACGAAUUCGAUUAUCAGGGCGAAGAGAGACGCUUGAAUGAACAGAAUGGCCCUCCUCCACGGUAUACAUCGCGACGCGAGUCCCGCCGAUCUCGCAGAGAUCGCCGUGAUGUUGAGCGAGGAGAAGGCGUUACACCCCCAGUGCCAGCUCGCACGCGCUGAUGCGAGAUUGUUUCGGUCGAACUUGCCAGCGGAGGAUUUAGUACGCUUUACUUUGUAUUGAGCCAUAGAUUCAAUUGUAUGCACAUUCUUGUCG